AUGGGCUCGAAUUAUAGCACGCUUCGCUCCGGUUCCCCAAGCAUACUUGGGAAACGGUCUACUCUCGAUGAUGCUCUUGACGCACCGCCAGCGAAAAGGCUCAUGUCAGAAUGCUGUGGAUUUGUCGAAGAUGCCCAGGUUUUGUCCAAGCGUCGCCAUGAGGAGGACGAUUCGCAGCGUCACAAGAAACUUAAAGAAGACGAUUCCAAUUCACAGACUGAUAAGAGGGUUGUUGUGCAUGCGACACAUCGUCCAGUCAAUUCAAAGCAUGUAUUUCCCUUUUUGAUGCUCCCGGUCGAGCUAGGCAAUAUCAUUCUCCAUAUUUUGGCGAACGAUCGUGACACAUUAUACACACUUUCACUUGUGUCUGGGCUUCUCCGAGUCUACGUACUGCCGCUCUAUCUAAAGGCCGCAGGCUUCAUUGAUUCCUCGAACAAUGUCGGUCCAGUCAUAACUUAUGAGCACACACGGCCCAUCAUCAUGUGGCGCGGCAUGCAAGGCCUUCCUACUCCCCCAUCUAUGUGGAUCCGUAUCAUCGCGAAUGCAGCAAUGGCCAAAUGCCAGCUUUACGGGUUGGCGAGAUUCUUCAUCUCGAGUCGUACCCAGCUCGCUAUAUCCAACAUUGUCAUCAAGCUCCACAACGCGCGGCUCGCUCUAGCCACAUGCAAGUUCCUACAGACCGUGGCCGCAUCAGGGGUGUCGCACCUAUGUCUGAAGUCGCACUUGUCUAGCGAUCUUCGAGCUAUCGAGUCUCCUGAAGACAUCCCUGUCGUCAACUCCGGUCUAUUUUAUCCUCGUCUGCAGAAGAUGCAGGUCAAAUCUGCCGUAUUCUUCUCUGCGGAGUACAUUAGUUGGACGGUUCACACCCUCAACAGCGCAGCGCUCACUGCGCUCGAUCUCCAGCUCGACAACAGAGGUUCACCAUCGUGA
Sparassis crispa is the source of this 930-nucleotide messenger RNA. RefSeq lists its product as hypothetical. The coding region runs from base 1 to 930 and encodes 309 amino acids. The record is from RefSeq and is a predicted model, not a curated record. The transcript is spliced from 4 exons. NCBI's taxonomy places the organism in Eukaryota, Fungi, Basidiomycota, Agaricomycetes, Polyporales, Sparassidaceae.